UACCAUUUAAGGACACCCUUCAUCUAAUAGAGUCCCAAUACUCACGCAAACUAGCUAGUGAUAACAAGAGUCAAGCAUAGCUAGCUAGCUACUGUGCAUGCAGUUAUGGCCGCCCUGGUCCAGCCUCUUCUUUGGCUGGCUGGACUAUGUCUAUACAGCACUGCAGCUAUAAAUACAACCAGUACAAUAGCUCCUACUAGCAUGGCCUCUAUUAGCAUGGCCUCUACUAACAUGGCCUCUGCUAGCAUGGCCUCUGCUAGCAUGGGCCCUGCUAGCAUGGCUCUGAAUACCACUGUGUUCUCAACUUUUGCAGCUUCUGCAACCAGCAGUGCAGGACCAAGUACUACACCAACAGAACCGACCACUACAUCAGAUGAGGGCAGUGGUGGUAGUGGUGAUGAUAUAAUGAGUAGCAUGAUUGAAGUAACUUCUCUCACAAGCACCACUCUGUUGAGCUCCAUCACUCCCACUCCAAUGGCCUCGUUCACUGUAUCCCUGCCCUUUAAUAACUCUGCAAGGACAAGCGGUCCAGCCACCACCACCAUGACACCAUCACCCCCCUCAAGCACCCUCCCAACUGAUACCCCUGCUACUACUACUGACCCUCCAUCCCUUGCAAUAUGGGCUGCAGUGGGUGUAGCGGGUGCAGUACUGAUAGUUCUCAUGGUGAUCGCUACCGUUCUCUGUCUGUGUGUCGUGCACAAGUGUUGCAGCCGUGAUGGGGUCAAGAGGUCAACAAAACGCAAAAUAUCAUCCUCGUCCAAGAAGCUGAUCGAGUGCGCAUUGGAGGAGAUAAACAGUGACAAGAAGAGUGGAGAUGAGGAACAAGUGUUUGAGCAUUUGACAGCAGCGGAGUUGAUCUCAUUCCCUCCCUCUAACCUCCCUGCUUAUGUCAGCAAGCUGCACGAUGAUGACAGCUAUCCAGCAGACGAUGAGUAUGACUCUGUGAAGGAGUUGGAUCAGCCUGUAGUGAGCACCCAGGCCCAACUCUCCUGCAAUGCCACCAGGAACAGAUACACCAACAUACUGCCCAGGGACAGCAGUCGUGUGGUCUUGAGAACCAUCCCCAAAGUGGCAGGAUCUGACUACAUCAAUGCUGACUUCAUCGAUGGGUUUAACUGCCGCCGUGAGUACAUAGCAUCGCAGGGUCCCCUUCCCGGGACUUGUGCGGACUUCUGGAGGAUGGUGUGGGAGUACAACGUCUCCAUCAUUGUCAUGGUGACCAACACAGAGGAGAACGGGACAGUCAAAUGUCACCAAUACUGGCCGUCGCGAGGGACGUCUCAGUACGGGAACACCGCGGUGACACUCGAGUCUCAGAUACUCUACCCUGAGUUUGUGACGAGGGAGCUCAUUCUUACGUCAGGGAAGAGUAAGAAGAGCUCCCAAGUUGGUACAACCAAGUCAGUGAUACAGUAUCACUUCACCUCAUGGCCUGACUUUGGAGUGCCCAAGGAAGCCAGUGCUAUGAUCAAGUUUGUGCGUCGUGUUCGCUCGGCUGUGGACUCGUCACACGGACCUGUACUCACACACUGCAGUGCAGGGGUGGGCCGCACAGGGACGUACAUUGCCGUGGAUAUACUGACUCAGCAAAUAGAUGCAGGGGGCGUGGUCAAUGUACAGGAAGUGGUGUGUCGUAUGAGAGCUCAGAGAGGUCAUAUGGUUCAAACUUCAGCUCAGUAUUUGUUUAUCUAUGAUUCGUUGCUCCACUAUCACUUGUUUGGUGGUAUGGAUGUGGGGGCGGGGUCACUGGUGGAGUACGUGGGCGCACUGGACACACCAACUCCGGAUGGCAGUACUCCACUCGACAAAGAAUUUACUCAUGUACUGGAUGUGAAGUUGUCUCCAGACUAUCUGUUUUCAGUUGCACUAGAUGAGGCGAACACGGAUAAGAAUAGAGACUCUGCUAACAUACCCUUUGACAACAAUCGAGUGGCUCUUCAAGACCCCAGCUCUGAUAGUGAUUACAUCAAUGCCAGCUUCAUCACUGGCUACUACAACAGGAUAGAGUUUAUAGCCACACAAGCCCCCCUGCAUAGCACUGUGGGGGACAGUACUGCGGGAGACACACAAGCCCCCCUGUAUAGCAAUGUGGAAGACAUACAAGACACAAAAUCCCCCCUGCAGAGCCCUGUGGGGGACACACAAGCCCCCCUGCAAAGUCCUGUAGGGGACAGCACUGCGGGAGACACACAAGCCCCCCUGUAUAGCAAUGUGGAAGACAUACAAGACACAAAAUCCCCCCUGCAGAGCCCUGUGGGGGACACACAAGCCCCCCUGCAAAGCCCUGUAGGGGACAGUACUGCAGGGGACACACAAGCCCCCCUGUAUAGCAAUAUGGGGGACACACAAGCCCCCCUGUAUAGCAAUAUGGAGGACACACAGGCCCCCCUGCAUAGCACUGUGGGGGACUUCUGGAGGAUGGUGUGGGAGAGAGAGGUGCGGACCAUUGUCACACUGGGGCCUAUCAAGAAGGACGAGGAUCGCUAUUGGCCAAGUGUGAGCAGUGCACCUGUAAAGUGUGAGGGGUGUUUAACUGUGACCCUCGUGGAGACUGAGUGGGUGGAGGGGGCAGGACUUCUCGUCAGGGAAUUGACAAUACGGAACAGUGAGGACUCAGAUGAGCAACGUGGAGUGACUCAGUUCCACCUCCAGUCAUGGCCAUUGGUCGAUGUUCCUAGUGACAUCACUGGCAUCAUCACACUGAUAGAGCGCUCCAGAGAUCACUGGAGGGACACUGGCUAUAACCUCAUAGCAGUCCACACCUCACCAGGAGUUAGUGGUGAGGCCGGAGGGGUGUACUGUGGUCUGUGUGUGCUCCUCAGGCAGCUGGAGGUGGAGGAGGCAGUCAACGUGUUCACUACUGUGAGGAGGCUACGCAAGCAAAGGCCUGGCAUCUUAACAUCAAAGGUAUAUUAUCGGUUCAUGUACACGGCAUUAGAAUCAAGUCAAAAGGAACAAUAACACGUAUACACUUAUAUCAGUCAGUUUGUUUUAUUUUUGUAGCUAGCUCUAUAGCCAUAUUUUGAAACCAUUUCCGUGUGUGUAAUAUUAAACUUGUCCAAUGAGAUUCAUUACAUA
Messenger RNA from Halichondria panicea, 3081 nucleotides. Its product is annotated as receptor-type tyrosine-protein phosphatase epsilon-like. The record is from RefSeq and is a predicted model, not a curated record. The coding region runs from base 106 to 2964 and encodes 952 amino acids. Gene Ontology annotation, molecular function: protein tyrosine phosphatase activity. The transcript has 13 exons. Gene Ontology annotation, biological process: protein dephosphorylation. NCBI's taxonomy places the organism in Eukaryota, Metazoa, Porifera, Demospongiae, Suberitida, Halichondriidae.